This is a messenger RNA of Baudoinia panamericana UAMH 10762, 579 nucleotides long. RefSeq lists its product as uncharacterized. The annotation marks the transcript as partial. NCBI's taxonomy places the organism in Eukaryota, Fungi, Ascomycota, Dothideomycetes, Mycosphaerellales, Teratosphaeriaceae. The transcript has a single exon. Gene Ontology annotation, cellular component: mitochondrion. The record is from RefSeq and is a predicted model, not a curated record.
CAGGCGCAUCCCUUUGAAGGCUACUAUGCCGACUUGCUAGAUGCUCCGUUACGCGCCGUGCAGCCGGGCACACGCACGGCGCCGGCACCGCUACCAACAGACCAGUUGCCGAAGACGGCUAAGGAGGAGAAUCUAGAGAAGGCUCGCGUAGUCUUCGGCUCACGGCUUGCCGGGCCUGUAGAGAGACGCCGCGAAAUUGAGGCCAAGAGUCACAAUGUGGCUGGCGUUCUCGUCCCACCACGCCCGGAGGAGCCAGAUAACUGUUGCAUGAGCGGUUGUGUCAACUGCGUAUGGGACAGGUUCCGUGAUGAGCUGGAGGAAUGGGCGGCCAAGAGUGCCGAAGCGCGGGCUAAGCUGCUUGAGCAACGACGCCAGGGCAAAGCAACGGGUAUGAUGGCGCAGGAGCCUGGCAUGCCCACGCACGUGGCGACGAGUAUGGAUGAAGACGGAGGUGGAAGCGAAACAAAUUGGACCGCUGCGGGCGGCAUGGAGAGCUUCGGGACGGCAGGCGGAGCGGAUCUAUUCGCUGACAUUCCGGUCGGCAUCAGAGAAUUUAUGAAGACGGAGAAGAAACUGAAA